AUGUGUGAGCCGAAGAAGACUUGGAAAAGUCGAUUUGCCUUCUUAAAGGAUCCGAAAUUUUUAAAGGUCCUUUUCUUGGGUCAAUUACUCUCGCUUUGCAUUACUGGUACGAAUGUGACCACCACGAAGCUAGGCAACGAUUACAAUUUUGCGGCUCCUACGACCCAAACUUUUCUUGUCUAUGCCUGCUUAGCAUUGGUAUAUAAUUCUUUUGCCAUUUACAAGCGUGGUAUUCGUGGUUGGCUACUUCAGUUCUGGCGCCGAGGCAUCUACUAUUUCAUUCUUGGAUUAAUCGAUGUCGAAGGCAACUAUUUUGUCGUUAAAUCGUACCAAUAUACGUCCUUACUGUCUGCGAUGCUUCUCGAUUGCUGGAGUACGCCUGUUUGUAUGAUCUUAUCCUUCCUCUUUUUGAAAGUAAGAUACAAAUGGGUCCAGUAUGUCGGUGUCUUCAUCGCGUUGUGUGGUCUCGGUAUGUUGGUCGGUAGCGAUGUCAUGACGGACAAGAACUAUGCAGCAGCCGAUGCUGUCAAGGGCGAUCUGUUCUGCUUACUUGGUGCAACGCUGUAUGGUUUUUCCAACGUGGGUGAAGAGAUCAUGGCGCGCAAGCAUCCUUUGUACGAGGUGAUCGGCAUGUUCACUUUCUUUGCGACCUUCAUCAACUUUGUUCAACUCAUGAUCCUGGAACGAUCCGAAUUUGCUUCCUUUGUGAAUCAAGGUGAAGCUAUUGCCAUGGUGAUUGUGUAUACAUGUUGCAUGUUUGUGCUGUACUCUCUUGCUCCGGUCAUGUUCCGUCUCGGCAGUGCGGUUCUGUACAACCUGUCGUUGUUAACGAGUGAUUUCUACGGUCUGAUCUUUGGUCUUGGCUUGUUUGGCUACAAGGUGACGUUCUUGUACCCGAUUGCGUACGUGGUGAUCAUCAUUGGUAUCGCCAUUUAUCAUAUUUUCCCUGCUCCUGAACCAGCCAUGGGUACUUUUACCAAAGAAGUGGCUCUCAAGGAAAAAAAUGACCUGUUUGGCGUGAAACCCGACGAUCCCGAGCAAGGUCGUCGUGCAUCGUCCGUCAUGGAGAAUGUUCCCGAACGAAUUCCAGCCGACGAUGCCAAGAUGAAAGAUGAAACGGCCUAG
Radiomyces spectabilis is the source of this 1125-nucleotide messenger RNA. Its product is annotated as solute carrier family 35 member SLC35F1/F2/F6. NCBI's taxonomy places the organism in Eukaryota, Fungi, Mucoromycota, Mucoromycetes, Mucorales, Radiomycetaceae. The coding region runs from base 1 to 1125 and encodes 374 amino acids. Gene Ontology annotation, molecular function: transmembrane transporter activity. Gene Ontology annotation, cellular component: membrane. The transcript has 4 exons. Gene Ontology annotation, biological process: transmembrane transport. The record is from RefSeq and is a predicted model, not a curated record.